AUGCUAAAUUCUCUCUUCGUUAACUGCCAGGAUCAAAAGGAAGCGCUGGCCAUCGAGCGUCGGCGACGGUUCGAAGAGUCACGAAAGCAGCGCAUUUUCAAUGCCCGGCGCCGAGUGAUUGGGGUUGACACGGAUGCCCUCGGUUAUCAAGUGCAGGAAAAGCAAGAGGCAAAGCAAGCGAAGGCCGAGCAAAGUCGUAAGUUGGCAGAAGAAGUACGCCGACAGGAGCACGUUCUGUUACUGAAACAACGUGAACAACGACAAGAGCGUGUGCGCCAGGAAGAUGAACUGAAUCGCUUCCGGGCCACUCACCAGCGACCGGAACAGUCGCGUGAUUUUGAUCUGUUUGAUCCAGACGCGCUUAAGAAAGCAUUGCCAGCCCGCACCGGCGACAACGAUCCACGUUUGAGCGUGUCCGGUGCCCAGCUGUUCGAUGGCGAAGAUCUGCAAGAGCGCCACAGGCGGAAAGUGCAGUGCGAACAGCAACGCUCCUGGUUGGAGCAGCAAAUACGCGAGAAGCGUCAGGCAGAGAUUGAUCGUCGCGCUGCCGAACGUUUUCUGGAAGAGGCACUAAUGGCACGCGAAACUCACCUACAUCAGCUCACUUCACAGGAACGCUACGCACGUGAGAAGAUCCACGAAGCCGUCAACGAGUUCAACCGACGGCUGACCCACGAACAGGAACAGCAGCGCCAGUGCAAGGAUCGCGAAGAGCAGGAGGAUAACUUGGCCGAAAUAUACAACAAUCUGACCAGCGACAUCCUGACGGAAAAUCCGGACGCGGCCAAGAGCAGUUUCGGACCGAACCGGGUAAUCACGGCCCAAUACAAAGGAAUGUCUCCGGAGGAAAUUGACCAGAUACGCCACACGCAGCAACAGCAGCUGGAAGCGCUGGAACGCAAACGGCAGGAGGAAGCCAACACGCGCCAUGCUUGGGAUCAGCUGGCCAUCGAUUUCGAUAAGGCGGUUAUGACGAAGGAAAACGAACUAACCCGCAGACGACACGCAUUAGCCGAACAGAUUCGCCACGAAAAUCGUCUACUUGCACUUGAGCAGCAUCGCAAGAUCGAGCACCUGGACAAAGUGAUCUAUCAAAAUCGCCCGACGCAGGCCUACUUCGAUCAGUUCAACACUUGUACGCGUUAA
This is a messenger RNA of Anopheles cruzii, 1146 nucleotides long. Its product is annotated as RIB43A-like with coiled-coils protein 2. The record is from RefSeq and is a predicted model, not a curated record. The coding region runs from base 1 to 1146 and encodes 381 amino acids. The transcript has 2 exons. Lineage: Eukaryota; Metazoa; Arthropoda; Insecta; Diptera; Culicidae.